UCGACUGUACUUCUUUUCUGUGUGGAAUCGCUGUGUGUUGAAUUGUGAAAUCAGCUUUUAUGGAUUCAUUUUGCAGAUAAAGCUAACAGGAUAGCAUGAUAAGUGAACACAGAUGCAGGACAUAAAGUGUGUGAUUGUCGGGGAAGGGGCUGUGGGAAAAACAUGCCUUCUGAUGAGCUACACCACCGGUGCUUUUCCAGAGGUGUUUGUCCCCACUGUGUUUGAGAAUUAUUCUGCCAAUGAGACGGUCGAUGGGAAUCCAGUGAAACUGGCACUGUGGGAUACAUCGGGGGCAGAGGAAUACGACAGGCUUCGACCACUUCAGUACCCUCAGACGGAUGUGGUUUUGAUCUGUUUCUCUCUUGUGAAUCCAGACUCGUUUGGGAAGGUCCGUGAAAAAUGGUUUCCAGAGGUCAGACAUUUUUGCCCCAACACUCCAAUAAUUCUCGUUGGGACUAAACUUGAUCUGAGAGAUGACAAGGACACCACUGAAAAGCUGAAAAAGAUGAAACUGACCCCCAUCACCUACGCUGAUGGUCUGGAUAUGACCCAAGAAAUAGGGGCUGUGAAAUACUUGGAGUGCUCAGCCUUAAAACAGAUGGGCAUUAAGACGGUGUUCGAUGAAGUCAUUCAUGCGGUUCUAUACCGGAGCCCAGUGAAGAAAAGAAAGAGGAAGUGUUCACUCCUCUGAAGUGACUGUACAUACACCAGCUGUAAUCUGAGCUCGCCUGAGAGGCAAGGUUAAUGGGAAGAAGAAACUAUGAGAGUGUUCAGGAAAUAAAACAUUGUAUGUAUUGUGUGAAUAUGCAUUGGUUUACAGGUUGAAUAUGUGCUUUAAUGACAAACCCAUUGGUUACAUUGGUUUGAUCAAACACACAUUGCUUUCAAAUUGUCCAAAUAUUAUUUUACAUGAAAAUAAUGGGUUGAACUUAAAGACACAGUGCAUAACAUGCAUAUGGUGUGCAAAAAUAAAUGAUUCAAACAUACACUCCUUAAUUUUUAUUACUCAUGUAAAAUUGUGGGGGUAUUUUAUAGACUGAGUUUAUUUGGUAAGAAAUGAACACACACACACAAGAAGAAAGUGUUAAAUAAAAACACUGAGUCAGGCCUGUUGGGUUUGCAGAAUGGGCAAUAUUAAAUGCAUUAUAUAUAUAUAUAUAUAUAGUUUGCAACACUGUAGAUAGAUAGAUAGAUAGAUAGACAGAUAGAUAGAUAGGUAGAUAGAUAGAUGUUUUGUCAUUUGUAUUUAGCUGGACAAAAAUAAUCAGAUUCAAUGUGUAAAAUGCUUUGAGACACUGGAUCUUGUUCCUAUGCAAUGAUGUUACAUGAGCUGCAACAUAAAACAGUGUUUCUGAAAGAGAGAAUGUCAAUUACAGGAAUAUAUAUUCCGUAUGUAUGACUGUUUUUUGAGAAAAAAAAAAAAAAAAAAACUUUAUGAACAUAAUAAGUGAACCUCAAAAAAGCAUAAUAGGAGCUCUUUCAAUAUAUAUUUUCCUAGCAUUAUUCCCUCUCAUUUACAAUGUCCACUUCCUGACGCAACCCAGCACUGAGACACACUCACGGCCAAUUUUGCAUGCCCAGUCCACCUAACCUGCAUGUCUUUGGACUGUGUGGGGACUGUUUGGGGAAAGCGUAGCAUCCAGAGGAAAUCCAUGCUGGCACGGGGAGAACAUGCAAACUCCAAUACAGAAAGCACUCCUGGCUCAGCCGGGGCUCAAAACGGGGACCUUCUUGCUGUGAGGCGACAGUGCUUUCCACUGAGCCACCGUGCCAAAUAGGGGCCCUUUCAAUAAAACAAAAAAGAAAAAAAAUGAACAGAAUUUAACUCAUUUGUCACUAGAUGGAGCCAGAGGUUUCAAUUAGACAUCUGGGCCCAGCCAGCAGAUGAGUUGCAGCUGGGCUAUCUAUAUGGGGCCUAGCCACUUUUAACAGAGAUUUAGAUGUUGCUUUAUUGAAAAUUAUGAGUGUCGCCAUUAUGGUGAUCAGUGUUUGUCUGUGGCAGUUUAUAAAGCCCUUAAUAUAUAUAUACAUAUAUUUAUAUAUAUAUAUAUAUAUAUAUAUAUAUAUAUAUAUAUAUAUAUAUAUUAAGGGCUUUCUAAACUUCAUAAUAUUAAGGGCCUUAUAAAGCCCUUAAUAUUAUAUAAAUCUUCGGUGUCACAAGAUCCAUCAGAAAUCAUUCUAAUAUGAUGAUUUGCUGCUCGAGAAACAUUUCUGAUUUUUAUCAAUGUCUAAAAUGCUUGUGUGAAAACUGUGAUGUAGUGUUUUUUUUUUUUUUUUUAAAUUAGGAUUCUAUGAUGAACAGAAAUUUUGAAGAACAGCAUUUAUUUGAAAAAUAAAUCUUUUGUAACAUUACAAAUGUAUUUACUGUCUUUUUUGAUCUGUUUAAUGCAUCCUUGCUGAAUAAAAGUAUUAAUUUAUUAAUUUGUGUAGUAGUCUGUCUAUAUGUGUGUGUGUGUGUAAUAAUUUUACUGAGUUUGCACUCACAAAGAAAUUUCUAUGAAUUGUGUUGAUAGAUGUCAUUAAUAUGGCAUUUCCAGACAUAGA
Molecule: messenger RNA, 2544 nt
Organism: Ctenopharyngodon idella (grass carp)
Lineage: Eukaryota; Metazoa; Chordata; Actinopteri; Cypriniformes; Xenocyprididae
Product: ras-related C3 botulinum toxin substrate 1-like
Exons: 1
Coding region: 113-691 (192 amino acids)
Biological process (GO): small GTPase-mediated signal transduction; cortical cytoskeleton organization; establishment or maintenance of cell polarity
Cellular component (GO): dendritic spine; plasma membrane; cytoplasmic vesicle
Molecular function (GO): GTP binding; GTPase activity; protein kinase binding
Source: RefSeq, a predicted model, not a curated record